AUGGAGGCCUCAGGGCAGGAGACGGCCUUGGAGCAGCUGGGCCAGGAGGCCACCUGCCCGCUCUGCCUGGACUUCUUCCAGCACCCGAUGGUCCUGGCCUGCGGGCACAACUUCUGCCGCGACUGCCUGGCCCGGCUGGGCGCUGAGGCUUCCUGCCCCCAGUGCAGAGCCAGGGUGGAGCCCGGCAGCGCCUGCCCCAACCGGGCCCUGGCCAACAUCGUCCGCCUGGUGAAGGGGCUUCGGCUGUCGAGGGGGGGAGCCCAGGAGGGGAGCAGCGACCCCCAGCUGUGCCGGGAACACCAGCAGCCCCUGCAGACCUUCUGCUCCAGCGAGAAGCGCCUCCUCUGCGCCGGCUGCCUGGGGAGGCACCAGGGCCACCCCCUCCUCUCCCUGCCCGAAGCUGCCCGGGAAUACAAGGACCUGCUGGAUGCCCUCCUGGAGCCCCUGAGGAAGGAGGAGAAGCAGCUGCUGGAGCAGAGGCGGGCAGAAGAGCAGAGUCUGCAAGAGUGCCAGGAGCAAUUAGCCACCGAGAAGCAGAAGGUUGGCCCCGCGUUGGAGCCUCUGCCGGAGCUGCUCCGGGAGAGGCAGCCGGUCUGGGUCGCCUGGCUGGCCGAGGAGGAGAAGAAGAUGGUGGCCGAGUGUGUUGGCCCUCUGUCCCAGCUCUCCGGGGAGGCCUCCCGCCUGCAGCAGCUGAUUGCCCAGACGGAGAGGAAGUGCUGCCAGCCGGAUGGGGAAUUCCUGCAGGACAUCCAGGACACCGUGGACAGGUGCCGGAGUUAUGUGGUGGGGCGCGUAGAGAACGCCUCCCCCAGACUGCAAAGCAGACUCAGGACUAUCUUCGAGAAAAACGCUUCCGUAAGGCAGAUGCUGGACAAUUGCAAAGUUUACGUCACGCUGGACAGCUCAACUGCCCACCCGCGGCUCCGGUGCUCGAACUCUGCUCUUACUUGGGCCGACCGAUACCAGGAUCAUCAGGAUCUGCCAGGGAGGUUCGACCGGGAAUUGUGUGCUCUGGGCUCUGUGGGAUUUGCCCCAGGCUGGUGCUUUUGGGAAGUAUCCGUGCAGGGUCCAGACAACGCCCCGGUGUGGGGCAGAGCAGGCUGGGCCAUAGGGGUGGCCAAGGAGUCCAUCUGCAGGAAGGGGAGCCUCCAGCUGAGCCCCCAGGAGGGAAUCUGGGCUGUGGGGAAGAGUUCGGCGGGGGAGACGGUCGCUUUCUCCAAGGUUCAAAAGAAGUUGUACUUGCGAAGGCCGCUGAGGAGGCUGCGGGUGCGGCUGGACUACGAGGCAGAAAAGGUGGAGUUCCUGGAUGCGGAGAUUGAGGCUUCCCUCUACACCUUCCAGUUGGGGUCCUUAGUUGGGGAGAGGGUCCGGCCAUUUUUCUAUCUGGGCCAGGAGGGGGUCUCCCUUUAUUGUGAGGGACAUCCAAGUUCAUCUGUGUGGGACGACUAUGGAUUAUAA
Molecule: messenger RNA, 1458 nt
Organism: Protobothrops mucrosquamatus (brown spotted pit viper)
Lineage: Eukaryota; Metazoa; Chordata; Lepidosauria; Squamata; Viperidae
Product: zinc finger protein RFP-like
Exons: 6
Coding region: 1-1458 (485 amino acids)
Molecular function (GO): protein binding; zinc ion binding
Source: RefSeq, a predicted model, not a curated record